AUAUAAGUAAGUUGUUUUUUUUUAAAAAACGAAUAUGUUUUGAUUUUUUUGUUUUGUUACAACUCUUUCAUUCGUUGACAACAUACAAUGCAAUAGGAUAUUCUUCCUGAGUACUAUACUUUUUUGUUUUUGUAAAAUUAAAGGUUUUUAUGAGAUAAAGAGGUGGAAACAUCUAACGCAUAUACGAGUUUAAAUAGACGACCCUUGACUUGAAAUGCGCCUUUAUUAUCGGCUUUACGGUGAAAGCGUUGGCACGCUUGGCGAAACCCAGGGUUACAACAUCUGGUUUUCAAAACAAAUCUCCAACCGUGCAAUUUCACAGAACAUUUUUGUGGAAGAUGUUUUAGCUGAGUAACAGAAUUAGAUCAAAACAAAAACAAAAUAAUAAUCUUGUGAGGCUUUAUGUUUGUAAAAGGAGUGAAUAUUGUUUCCUAAGGUCCCUUGAAAUGAAUCAUUUGAAUAUUUUCAAUCACCGAGUAGUGAUAUCAAUGCAUUAGUCAUUAAUACGAUUUCAGGAUUUCACAGAGAUAUAAGGAAGAAAUAAAAAUGGUAACAUAAAUUAAAUGUACAGUGUAUAUAUAGGCAUAAGGUCAAACUAUAAAACAAACCAAUUCUGUUGCCGAUGUGAACUUUAUUUUGAAAAACAGACUUAGCAACCCUGCACGUCAGCGCGCUUUGUCACAGCGAAUUUACCGUAACGUUUGCUGUUUAGCGGCAGAUAUUUUUUUAAACGCCGGCUGGUUGAACUACAGAGAAUCAAGAAAAAAAUAACCCAGGACACGGUUGAGUGAUUUUUGGAAGGACAGUAACAUCUGCCUCUCCGUGUUACUUCUGUAACACACUCUGACUCAGGCUUGUACACACACACCUAUCCUCGUUCGGGGAGGGCGUGUGUGUGUGAGAGAGCGUGUAUGUUUGCGCGCGCGCGUGUGUGGUGAAAGAGAAGGUUUUCAGAUUUUCGCUGCAGAAAGAGAGGACAGUUUCAAGGAAGUGACGGACGAGGCUCGGGGGACUGGACAGAGGAAGUUUGCUCGGUGCUGGAGCCGCUCUGCUGGGACAAAGUUUUCCCCGUUGUAAGCGCCAGCGGUACUGGGAAUCGGGGAGGAAGGAUCCAGCCGUGGGAAGUACUGUGUGGAAUAAAUUAGGAUUAAGUGGGGAAAAAAGAGAAACCGGAGAGGAUUUUCAUUCCCACAACCGACCCCAUCCCCUCCCCUCUUCCUUCUCUUCCCCGCGUCUCCUGAGUGUUUUUUCCCUGGGAUUCGCGAUGGGGAAGGAGCAGGAGCUCCUCGAAGCUGCGCGCACGGGGAACCUGGCCGCCGUGGAGAAGCUUUUAUCCGGGAAGCGACAGUCUGCGGGCGCCGGCAGCGGGUUGUCCGGAGCCAUUGGAAGUGGCAACAGCGGCGGCCACGGCGCCUCCUCUCAUCCGCUCUCCAGUCUUCUCAGCAUCUGGAGAGGCCCUAAUGUGAACUGUGUGGACAGCACUGGAUACACCCCCCUGCACCACGCCGCCCUCAAUGGCCACAGCGAGGUGGUGGAGGUGCUGCUGCGUAACGAGGCCUUCACCAACAUCGCCGACAACAAGGGCUGCUACCCGCUCCACCUGGCCGCGUGGAAGGGGGACGAACAUAUCGUCAAACUGCUGGUGCACCAGGGACCGUCGCAUCCCAAGAUUAACGAGCAGAGCUCUGUAGACCAAAAAGAGUUCAAACGCUGUGGGCCCUUUGACCCCUAUAUUAAUGCCAAGAACAAUGACAACGAGACCCCGCUCCACUGUGCUGCCCAGUAUGGCCACAUCGAGGUGGUGCAGCUCCUGCUGGAGGAGCUGACAGACCCCACCAUGAGGAACAACAAGUUCGAGACCCCGCUGGACUUAGCGGCGCUCUACGGCCGUCUGGAGGUGGUGAAGCUGCUCCUCAGCGCUCACCCCAACCUGCUAAGCUGUAACACCAAGACACACACGCCUCUGCAUCUGGCCUCUAGGAACGGACACCUGUCCGUGGUGGAGGUGCUGCUGGACGCUGGCAUGGACAUCAACUACGAGACGGAGAAGGGCAGCGCCCUCCACGAGGCGGCUCUGUACGGCAAGACGGACGUGGUGCAGAAACUUCUCAGUGCAGGUAUCGACGUGAACAUCCUUGACAAGAAGGGCUUGGCGGCGCUGGACACCGUCAAGGACAUGCCUUCCCAGAAGAGCCGAGAAAUAGCCGCUCUCAUCCUAGGUCACAUGACUGGAAAACCUCCUGACAUCGACCUCCCUCCUCCACCAGUCCCCCCACCUCAGGAGAGUCCCAGUCCAAGGAAGAAAGGUGAUAUGGAGAAAGUGAGUGAGUUGAUCUCGGGGCUGGCCCCGGGGCCCGAGGAGGAGAGUCCUUACGAGGCUCUGUUUGAAGCCACAUCCUGUCAUUCCCUGGACAGCCUCACGAGCUGCAGGUCCUCCGACCGAGACUCUGGACGGCCGGACAGUGAAGCUGGCAAGAGAGAUCGUUACAUCCACCCGUCUUAUCCUGGUGCUGGUCAUGAAGAAGAGGUCAGCUCAGAGGCCCUGUUCACCAACAGCAGUAUUGAUGAAAGAGUUGAACCAGUGGAGGAGGAGGAGGAGGAAGACCACACGUACGAGCUGCUGCUGACGGCACAGACCAAAGUCCCUUCACUCAAACAGGACUUCCAGUCCAAUAAAGAUGAGAAAACCACUUUCCAGUCUUCCAACAGUGUCCUACCUCAGCGUAAACCCCCCUCCCCACGUGACCUCACGACUCCAAGUAAGAAAAAGGAGACGCUGCAGCCUCCCGGAGGAGCGGGAGCACGGCCGACAGGAGAUAACUGUGUGACCAACCAGGAUCAGGGAGCAGGUGUCCCGGAGCAGUUCACUGGCCUCCUUCACGGAUCUUCUCCUGUCAUCGACGGCCACGAGGAGCCCUUCAGGCUUCCAGGUGUUCAUCCACCAACCCAGAGCCCACAAGAAACGAGGAAACCCACCAAGGGGAAAGAGCCAGUAGCCGCGGCUUCAACGCCACAACCGAGUCGCCCAAGUAUGGCCGCCAUUCUGACGGACUGCGACCCAAAAGCCAUUUAUGCCACUGUGAACAAAGAGCACAAGGACUCAGGUGCGGGAAUAGGGUCAGCCGUUCGGACGCGCCCUCCUGGGGACCUAAAACUGGCACGCAGCCUCUCCAAGUCCGACUCAGACCUGCUGGUGUCACCUCCCAGUGAGGAUGAAGCAGGACUAGGGAAUCGAAGCGAGUCUGUAUCCAACUGUAGCACUGGGAAAAAAAGGCUCGAGAAAUCGCCUUCGUUUACUUCAGAGUGGGACGAGAUCGAGAAGAUCAUGACACUGAUUGGUGCUGGCAUCGAUUUUUCCAGGGAUCAGCAAUAUUCCACACCAGGUGCUGCGGACCGGCUGCUGGAGCAGUCGGUGGGAGAGUGGCUGGAGCACGUGGGCCUCCCACAGUACGAGAGCAAACUGCUGCUGAAUGGAUUUGACGACCUGCGCUUCAUGGGGAGCAACGUGAUGGAGGACCAGGACCUGAGAGAGAUUGGAAUCACAGACCCAAGUCACAGAAAGAAGAUCCUUCACGCAGCGCGGUCGUUACCCAAGGUGAAAGCUCUGGGCUGUGAUGGCAGCAGCUCUCUGUCCACCUGGCUGGAGAAUCUGGGGCUGCAAGAGUAUUUACACAACUUCCUGGCCAGCGGCUAUCGCACCCUGGACUGUGUCAAGAACCUGUGGGAACUAGAGAUCGUCAACGUGCUAAAGAUCACUUUACUGGGUCACAGGAAACGCAUUAUUGCUUCGUUAGCAGAGAGGCCGUAUGAAGAGCCUCCAGUCAAACCUCCACGCUUGUCUCAGAUCAGGUGCUACGAUCUUCCUGGGUCCCAGACCUCGUCCCCCUUCAGUCACAUGGAGUCCUACACAGGUCGUUCCAUGGACCCUCUGCUGCCUGUAGGAGAGACGGGGAAGAAAAAAGUGCCAGAGAGUGACCACGACAGUAGCCAAAGACACCGCAGCGAACGACACAGAAUUCACGAACGGCCUGAAGAGCGACUUCGCGAGCCUCGUCUGACCCUGCGACCUCCCAGCCUCGCCGCACCUUACACUCCUGUCCAGAACUGGCAUCACCAACCUGAGAAACUCAUCUUCGAGACCUGUGCCUACGAAGCCAGUUACCUUGGUUCCAUGCUUAUUAAAGAUCUACGGGGCACUGAGUCGACCCAGGACGCUUGUGCCAAAAUGCGGAGGUCGACAGAACAAAUGAGGAAAGUUCCAACCAUUGUCCUCUCCAUCACCUACAAAGGGGUGAAGUUCAUUGAUGCAGCCAAUAAGAACAUCAUCGCCGAGCACGAGAUCAGAAAUAUUUCAUGUGCAGCCCAGGACCCGGAGGACUUGUGUACGUUUGCCUACAUCACCAAGGACCUGCAGACCAGCCACCACUACUGCCACGUCUUCAGCACCGUAGAUGUGAACCUGACCUAUGAGAUCAUUCUGACGUUGGGCCAGGCUUUUGAGGUAGCCUAUCAGCUGGCUCUGCAGGCCCAGAGGACCAAACAGCACCACAGCAUCCCUGCAGGACCUGGAUCAGAAGUCACAGAGCUGAAGUCUGGCCGACCGGUGCCAAAACCACGUGGAAGUGUACGCAAGUCAGCGGGAGAUCUGGUGGACCAGGAGGGUGACGCUCAGUCGCAGGGCAGUGCAACAUGGCUGGUGGACCCAAAGGAGUCCAAGCGCACUAUUAGCACUAAGUAUGAGACCACCAUAUUCUAAAUGGAAUCCUUUUCGUCCCAACCUCCUGACCUGGGUCUGGUCUCACCCCUCUUCACUCUCGUCUUUCUGUGUGCCUUUCACUGUGACUCUGCCUCUCCUCCGCUGGGCUGGACCCCUGUCCUCUCACUCUCGCUCCCCCCACCCCACCCUCAGCCGCCCUGCUAGUUAUGGUCGAUGUCAUUCACACUACUAAUGCUCCACUACCCUUUACUGUUUUCCACUCCCUGUGUUUGCCUCCAGAACUUUAUUUGUUUUUCCCACUAGACUUCGCUCCUCAGUAAUAAGCUGUCGUUUUGUUUCCUGCUGCUUUUACUGCUCUGUCAGGCAACGGCUGCUCUGAGGCUUGUAAUUUGCGUCUCUGAACUCCUCACUCCUCACUCCCCUCCAGUAAUGGAAAAUACUGUAUUUCCUACAACCGAGCGCGGCUCGCAGUUGUUUGUACCUGGACGGACAUGUUAGCUGAGGAAACUGUUAGAAAUAAUAGUUCUGUUAUUUGAUGCAUCAGUUGAAAUUUCAGGCUGUGACUGUAAAGGAAGACAAAUGUCUGGGGGACUGUGGAGGGGGUUACACAGGUCUCUGUCUGAAGCCACAGACACAGGGAUAUUUCUGGGUUCCAUCUUGGUAGUAGGCUAACGUGGACGCACGAUAUCAUCAAUUGCAGAUAAAUUAUCACUCGCCACUUUUUAUCGACCAAUAACGUAAUUCCAGUUGACAGACAAAGCGAUAAAGGCAACAGUGUUUCUACACAUGAGCAGACAGCUGCAGCAUAUCCAUUGGCAUAUGAGCUAAUGCUAACAUUAUCUCAGUUGUUUUUGGCAUAUGACAACAGUGCUUUAAUUUUCAAACUAUGCUUGAAAGAUCCCUGGAUAACCAGUCUUUUUCUUCGCCAGCGGGUUCACGAUACUUCUCAAACAGUUCCCUUUUGCUGCAUUAUUGGAGAUGUUUUAAUUUUAUAUAUUACAUACUUUGUCUUGUUAAUUCUUAAACAAUACAAUUUAAAUAUUGAUUAUCUUAUCGGUAUCAACAAUGAAGACCAAAAAAAUCAUCUCCCUAUCCUGCAGGUCCACAUCAUAACUACUGCUAACUGUAUUAGCAUGAAGAUGGCAUACUCCUCAUUGUCUUUCAGUCAGAUCACUGGAAUUUCAACUUGAUGCUUCUAUGGAUUUAAAUAAUUAUCAAAGCUCUUAUGAAUCCCCAGGUUUAUUUCCCCCUUUCAUUUCUCCCCUUGUCCUCCCUUAUUUUGACUGUGCGCUCCAUGUUAAUGUUUCACUGCUGCCAGUCAAAGGCGUUAAUAAUGACAAUGAGCUCAAUUCACCUCCAUUCAUCGUCCAUCUGUUUGUGUUUUGUCGUUUAUGGUUUUCCUACCUUGACUUUAUUUUGCUCUUACCUUUGUUUUGCAUGUGUCUGUUUCCCUCC
Cynoglossus semilaevis (tongue sole) is the source of this 6172-nucleotide messenger RNA. It is a transcript of the gene anks1aa, whose product is annotated as ankyrin repeat and sterile alpha motif domain containing 1Aa. Gene Ontology annotation, molecular function: ephrin receptor binding. The transcript has 26 exons. The coding region runs from base 1265 to 4756 and encodes 1163 amino acids. NCBI's taxonomy places the organism in Eukaryota, Metazoa, Chordata, Actinopteri, Pleuronectiformes, Cynoglossidae. The record is from RefSeq and is a predicted model, not a curated record. Gene Ontology annotation, biological process: ephrin receptor signaling pathway. Gene Ontology annotation, cellular component: cytosol.